This is a messenger RNA of Varroa destructor (honeybee mite), 4386 nucleotides long. RefSeq lists its product as uncharacterized. Gene Ontology annotation, molecular function: DNA-binding transcription factor activity, RNA polymerase II-specific; RNA polymerase II cis-regulatory region sequence-specific DNA binding. Gene Ontology annotation, biological process: regulation of DNA-templated transcription. The record is from RefSeq and is a predicted model, not a curated record. Lineage: Eukaryota; Metazoa; Arthropoda; Arachnida; Mesostigmata; Varroidae.
UCGUCGCGCAUUUCAUCGCAUAGACAACAGCGGCGGCAGCAGCAGCAGCAGCAGCAGCAGCAGCAGCAGCAGCAGCAGACAUCGACGAGGAAACCGCGAGAGUAUAACGACGCUCAGCCGUUGAUACACAGACCGAAACAGCCAUUCGCAUAUAUACAGCAACGCAUGCUGUACAUUCGAAGUAAUACCAACGUACAUUGACAACUGUCGCAAGCUGCAUUGGCCUACGAACACUGUUGCCAGCACCAGGACUGUCCGAAGUAUUACGUCAACGUCGUCACUUGCCGCCUAGCAGCACUAGUCCACCUGCAGCUGCUAUUAAUUGAGCUUGAAGACUGAAUAGCUGUGACAACGUGAACACUGUGCAGUGAAAAUCAUCUGUGUGUGUGUGUGCAUUUGAAUGUCUAUGUGCGGGUGUCUGUGUGGCUCGUCCUGAAGAGACCCUACAACAAAGGUCGUCGGAGAAUUAUUCAGGUUAUUUCAAUUCUUGAUUAUAUUAUUCCGAUGUGCUUUUCAAACCUCAGGACUAUAUUCGGUGAUAGAAACGCACACGCAGCUUGACGUGCGCGGCCAGCGAACGAAGCACUAGGCUGACAGCAGCAACGCUGCCUGACUCUUAUUGCUCUUCUUAGAUGAUUCGUGAACAUUGUGCAAUUAACAGUGGUUCCCGUUAAAACUAGUGAAGUAGAUUGCUCGUAUUAUCAGCAUAUAUGCCCGUAUCUGCAGUCCUAUGCAAUCGCUAGCGAUCUGCUUAACAUUAGGGAGGUCGCUUUUGGAACAGCGAUACCACCUCACCUAAGCUGUCAAGUUCUACUCGCUCGUACGACUUCAUUGCCCCGCUGGUUGAGACAAUUAAGCUUAGGCGACGGUAAAACAACCGAACGGGAUGAUGCCACGCACGCUUCUUGUGGCGCGCGAGGCGCUGGGCGUCCUCAAUAGGAUGGACCGUGAAAGCGGGACGACCUCUCGAGAUAUAAACUCCACGGAACUUCACAGCCAGGGCGAGGUGACCGGCGAUGACGAAGAGGAGGAAGUCGACGUUGAUGUGGUGUCCGAACCGGACGACAAACCGCUUGACUUCUCGUUAGCAGCGCCCACACAGUCGUCGAUCUUGGCAGGCGGAACCAGUCAAACGAUGCUAUACGACCCAGCAUUCUACCUUCGGAUGCUCCGCGAACUUCAACUCCAGUUCCCCAGCCAAGUAACAGGGGGCAGUCCGACAACACUGUCCAAUCCAGACCUGCCACCUGCCACCGGACUCCAUCUGCUAUCAGCUGGAUUUGCUGGAUUCGGACAUGCCCCUGAAACGUCAGACGGUUCCGAACGAUCAUCAAGUCCACCUUCACCAUCUCCACCGCAACACAGUCCACCACCGUUAAUGAGAGUGCUGCCAGCAUCUCAUAGUCAUCUUCUGCAUCCGAGCAGCAGUGGCAAUGGUAUACAGUCGUUGCAACAGAAGCUCAGUGAAGCAGUUGUCAAACAGCAACAUCGACAACAACACGGGACAACUGACAAUAGCCGAAAUGGUGGCCAUGCUGGACCGGUCGGCCUAGCUACCCCACCAGGCGGCUUGGGCGUGCACCAACUUGGUGCGCGAUUUGGUGCUCUGGCAGCAGCCUCGAACUCCAACAACUUCAGUAUUCGUGCCCUACUUGGCCUCAACACGGAAGCAUUCACCUGUCACGUUUGCCAAAGGCAAUUUAGCACCUCUGGAGGACUGCAGUCUCAUCUACGGCGCGGCUGCGGAAUCGAUCCUCACGCGCCAGCGUCGCCAUCGGCGCCGUCUAAGAUGUUCGAGUGCAAGCAAUGCGGGAAAUGCUUCAAGCGUUCGUCGACGUUAUCCACGCAUUUGCUUAUCCAUUCCGACACACGGCCGUAUCCGUGCGAAUAUUGCGGCAAGAGAUUCCACCAAAAAUCCGACAUGAAAAAGCACACCUACACACAUACAGGGGAAAAGCCGCACCAAUGCACAAUAUGCGGUAAAUGCUUCAGUCAGUCAUCAAAUCUGAUCACGCACAUGCGAAAGCACACUGGCUUCAAGCCGUUCACCUGUCGCAUCUGCAAUAAGGCGUUCCAACGCAAAAUUGACCUGAAGCGGCAUUGCGACACAAAACAUGAUCCGAGCUCGGAUCAGUUCGAGCCGCAGGGCCACAGCGCACUGAUGGGUCGCAGUCCCCCUUCGACUCCGACGGCCUCUGUCGCCAGUCAGUCCCCGGUCCACGGUGCCUUCACAGAGUUGCGUCCACCAGCUACCGCAGAACUGUCCCUCUUUAGGCCAAUUUAAGUUGCAAACAUCCAGCAAACGCCUCCGGUAAUCAAUUAGGCAAGAUAUCGACAAUAGCGGUCCGCAGGUCAAACGUCGUUUGGAGGCCAACGAACGCAGAAUGACGCCUCACGACAGCGGCAACAAUAACACCGCCAACAACGACGGUGGCGACGACGACGACGACGACAACGACAACAACAAGGGAAUAAGAAGAAGAAUUCUAAGACUAAGGACAAAUGAUAGACGGGUCUGUUUAUUGUUAACCCCGCACCAUGUGUAGAGGCCUAGGCAGUCCUUAAUAACCAUAAGCAGAACUUGUAGUCGUAGCAGAAAUAUGUACGCAGUCAUUAUAGUAAAGAAAGAUGAAAAUGCCAAAUUUAAUUACCUAAUGCUAUUUGACAUGCCAAGUAAAUGCAGACGCGAUAGACGACGUGUUCGGUCUUAAUCACUGGACAAGUGACAGCAUCUCAGCGCGUGCCGGGUACGUAAUAAUUUCCAACAAAUCAAGCUAAACGGUGGCUAUACGUUCACAACUGAGACACUAUUUUAUCGAACGAUUGCUGCUACUGCUGCUAGUUUCUCCGAAACCGAUCGACAUUAGUUUGGCCGUAUUGUCCUGAAGUAGUGAAAAAGGUACGUGUAAUAGGACGAGGACACAGCAGAAGCAGCAGUAUAUGCAUGGACUCAAAGCGAAACAAAAAAAAUAACGAAAGAAAGAAUAUGUUUGAGAAACUUUUGUGUCUGGGCUUGUGUGUGCGAAAGAUGAAGUACCUCGAUGUGUUCGCUUGUACGUCUGAAUGACAAUAAUGGUAACGAUGCCCAUGAUGGAUGUUUGAAAUCAUCAUGACCUGUGACAUCUAGCGUCGAACGAAUGGAAAAUAUCGGAUUUUCCUAGCUGAGUUGAGUGGUGCUGCUAUCUGUGCAAAUACACUAAGGAUGCACUGUUGAUAAUAGUAAUCUACUCAUCGUUUUCGGAUGAGCUGAUAGUAUACCACCAGAUCAUCCGCGCAUUUAUAUUCCUAUGCUGAUAAUUAUGACAAGACAAUAGUUUGCUAUCCCUCAGGGACCCAUUCAUUGUCAUUGUUAUCACUAUCCCAUGAUAAUAUGUAACGAUGCUGAUCCAAUGGUUAAUUUGUCUUCACAUUUCGAUAGUCGACCAUUUUCUCUAAAUGUGCAUUUUGCAUAGCAACAGUUUCUGUGAAUACUUCAGACAUCACGCCGAGAGAUACGUUAAACAUUUCGUCACGUUUGUUUUGUAUCAUAUCCUCACGAUGCGUCUGUUUUGGCCCUUCAUCGUGAGGCCCCGAACCACUAUGUCUACCCCUUCGAUACACACACACACACACACACACACACACACACACACACAUCUAACGAAAUGAAGAGAAUAAAUAGAUCUGACAUGUGAAGAACGCGAACAUCGUUCAUGAUCUCACAAUAUAUGCAAUGAUCAUUUGUUUACAAACUCAGUCCAGUGUAAGAAAAAAUUGUACCUAAACACACGUCUGUAACUGUCAGUUAACUGUCGUGUUAUUAAACUAACACAUGUGCUUUCGUUUAGCAGCAGCAGCAGCAGCAGCAGUAGUAGCGGUAGAAGUAGCCGUAACUUUAGCCGACUAGCUUACCGAUUACCUAAUUAUGAUAUUAUUAUAGACUGUCGUGUCCUGAUCACGGUCACCCAUGGAUGACGACGACGCGCCUGUGAGAAGACAAACGCUGCCAAUAGUUGACAGAAGAAGAGCAUUGCGACCGUAGUAGCCGAGAUAGGCAGGCAGGCAGGCAGACAUUUUCUAGGUUCGACUCGUAAGGCAUGAAGCGUGCGAAGAGGGUACACAAAGCAUUUGUACGGUGCCAUUCUAUCCCUAAUAACCUCAUACUAUCGAAUCGUCCAUUUUCAGCGUCAACUCUGUUCUGUACGUUUAGUUUGUGCAAAUCAAGUUUGUUCCGAAAGCGUAUGUGUAACAUACAAAUAACCCUUUAACUAAUCACCGCCGAAAUAAGGAACGAGUAAAAGGAGGACAACAAUAGGCUGAUGGGAAACGGUCGGCUGUGAGUAGCCAUCUAGUCCAUAAACGACGGAUAUCAAAACGUUGUUGUAAUAUAACAUUGCCAAAGCCUAA